AUGCAAGAUCUCGAUGAGGACGAGACCAUACAGAGCCUCGUACAGCUCAAAGAUCUCCGCAGCUUCGAGCAGCAGCAGGCCAGCGGCACCAAGAUUGAAGAUAAACAAAGAGAGAAGGAAGAGGAAGAUGGCGAGACUUCGAAGACAUAUGUCCCGGAAGCCCUGGCACCGUCCACCGAGAGCGUAAGCACCCUGGCAGGCUUUCGAUCUUCAAUCAGGGAGGAAGAAUUCAGGCCUCCGCGUUCGAUCGCUGCAAUCACGAAUGAGGAAAAACUCAAGCGAGCCGAGCGACGCAAGGCAGAGGGCAAGGGACGUAAGCACGAUCAAGAUGAGAGCGACUCUGACUUCGAGAUGAACGAAAGCGAAGACCCUGAAGAGGAAGAGGAGGAGGAGGAAGAGGAAAGCGAAGAUGCGAGCGACGACGAGUACAGCGAAGGUGAACGCAGCCGCCGCCGUAGCUCGAGGGAGAGCGGUGCGAGCCGCAGACGCGAACACUACGACAAGGAGACUCUCUUCUACGUCAACGGCACUCUCCGCGAGCGCAACUUUUCAGAUGGAGGGAACGCCUCACCGUCGUCGUCGCUCCUGCAUGCGCCGGGCAGCGCUGGGGCCAACGGCCGCAUGGCGGCCAUGCUGGACAAGUCCGCGGCGAGCAAGCGUAAGUACAAUCGCUUCAACCGCCGCAACCUCUCGUUCGACGAUCGCUGCCAGCAGCUGGUCGAGUUCAAGCACACGUACGGCCAUUGCCACGUGAAGCGAACGCAUCCCGGCGAGACGAAGGGACUCGCCUACUGGGUCGAAAGGCAGAGGAUGGCCUGGAGGAAGGGCACGCUCGAGCUCGACAAGAAGAAGCGGCUGGACGACAUCGGCUUCGUGUGGGAGGCCGGGACCAAUGGCAGCGGAAGCGACGAGCUUCGCGAGUACGAGGCCCUGCACGCCAGCAACCGAAUCAAAGCCGAGUUCGCCGAGUCUCAGUCGAAUCUGCUUGCGGAGCCGCCAGGCGCCUUUGAAGGUGGCCACUACGAGGGCAGCGAGAGCGCAGCGCAACGAGACCCAGCCGAGGGCGACGCUCCCGCCGCCGGAGGCAGAGGAGAAGCAGAGCGCAGUGUCGUCACGGGCGAGGCUCCAGUCCCUCGUGAGGAGAGCAGGGAGCGUAGUCGAGACGACACAGUCACGCGCAGAGGUCGGCUAAAGCUCGAGGAGGCCAAGUCCUUCGACGACUGGUGUGCCCUGCUACAGCAGUUCAAGGACAAACACGGCCAUUGCGACGUCAAGAGGCGCUACUUUGGCAAGAACAAGGGGCUGGCGUACUGGGCCGAAAGGCAACGAGCAUCGAGGCGUAAGGGCAGUCUCGAGGAGGAGAAGAUUAACAAGUAA
Messenger RNA from Acanthamoeba castellanii str. Neff, 1377 nucleotides. RefSeq names its product helicase associated domain containing protein. The transcript has 4 exons. NCBI's taxonomy places the organism in Eukaryota, Discosea, Longamoebia, Acanthamoebidae. The record is from RefSeq and is a predicted model, not a curated record. The coding region runs from base 1 to 1377 and encodes 458 amino acids.